CUCUCGAGCCGCAGUCGAAACUGGAUCCUUCGCGCACCGUUCGACCUCUCUCUCACCAUUGCGACGGGGGUAGACUCGUCAUUUCCGAUCGACACCGGAUAUCAGCGCGGUGUCGAUCCUGAUAGAGCGAAACGUCCGUUUCGCGAGCGAUUCGCGAUGGAACAAGCCUCGUAGAACGCGAAGGAUCCCGCACGUGCCCGAAGAUCGCGAGGAAACUCUCGCGAGUUCGCUCCCUUUUGCCGGGUCGCACUCGGCGCGACUUUUAAUUUCUCUGACGAACGGAGGCAAACUUCGCGAUCGCGAAUCUCCGUCAAAAUGUACGGGAUGCUGUUGGAAAGUGUGCAGUAUUUCGUGCAGUUAGAGUUUGGCGAAGAGGUGUGGCUUCACAUCCUGGAAAAAAGUGAUUGCAAACACAUGGUUUUUAACACGAGACAAAUAUACUCAGAUGAGCUAAUGACCAAUCUGGCUACGGCUCUUGCCGCAUAUACCGGUGACUCCAUGGAUAACAUCAUGCAAUUUUUUGGAAACUGCUUUGUCAGAUUUUUCAGUAAUUUAGGAUACGAUUGCACAAUCAAAGCAACCGGACGUUACUUUUGCGACUUUUUACAAAGCGUUGACAAUAUUCACAUGCAAAUGAGGUUUACAUAUCCAAAAAUGAAGAGUCCCUCGAUGUACACGACACACGUAGAUCCGCAGGGUGUUGUUUUAAUUUACAGGAGCACUCGACAAGGCUUUACGCAUUAUCUCAUGGGGCAAUUAUUUCAGAUAGCGAAAGACCUAUACAAUACAGAUCUCAAUAUUAGAGUAUUAGAAAGUUCAAAUAACAUUCCGGGAUCCCGUAACGUAAUGGUCAAGUUUCGCAUCGAUUUCGAUAAUCGCCAAUAUAUCGCGAAGAACAACAACAUGAAAACUCCGUUGGCUCGCGAAUUGUCACCCGUUUCCUGCAUGUUCUUCUUGCGCCUCUUUCCAUUUGGCGUCGUGAUGAACAAGGAUAUGCGAAUUCUAGGAGCGGGCGACAAACUUCUUCAGGCAUGGGGCGGCACCAUGUCGAUUUUAAAUAGGCCCGUUACGGAAAUCUUCAAAUUAAGAAGGCCGAAGGGAAUCUCGUUUACGUGGGGAAACGUAAUAUGUUUACAUUCGGUGAUAUUCGAGUUGGAGCUUAUUAGGGCGAACGAUUCUCACACCACGAUGAAUUCUGACAACACACCAAGCACAAGUACUGGUUUAGAUAGACGGGGAAGCCAGGGUGCGAGGAGCAUCUUGCUGAAGGGUCAGAUGAGAUACAUUGAAGAUAUUAAAGCGAUUAUAUUUUUCUGCAGUCCCUUAAUCAACAGUCUAGACGAGCUUCUUAACAUGGGUCUGUAUCUGAACGAUCUGAAUCCUCACGGUAUGAGUAAAGAACUAGUACUGGCGGGAUGGCAACAUUGCGGGAGAUUGGAAAUGAUGUUCGAGAGGGCGGAGCAGAGAUCGACGGAGCUGGAGAACAGCUACGCGUUGCUGGACCGCUGGAAGAACAAGAGCGACGAACUUCUGUAUUCCAUGAUUCCGCAAACGGUGGCGGAUCGAUUGCGAGCAGGUGCCAGUUCGUUGAGCACGUGCGAGUCGUUUGAGUCGAUAACGGUUCUUUUUUGCGAAUUAUGCGAUUUCGAUUACUCCACUAUUGAAGCAGCCAUGGACAUCGUCCUCUCGAUGAACGCCGUUUACUCGUGCUUCGAUACGCUGAUGGACCAGUUUAACGUGUACAAAGUGGAGACCGUUGGUCGUGUAUACAUGGCAGCCAGUGGGGCGCCGGACAGGAACGAGAAUCACGCGCAGAACAUUGCCGACGUUUCCCUGCAGCUGAUCAAGCACGUGCGAUCCCUGAAAUUACCGUCUGGAUUGGAUAUACGUAUCCGUAUAGGAAUUCAUUCCGGACCAGCGGUAGCCGGCGUGGUGGGCAUCAAAAUGCCAAGGUACUGUUUUUUUGGUGAUACCGUCAACACCGCUUCGAGAAUGCAGACGACCAGUCUGCCGGGGAAGGUGCACAUUUCCUCCAGUACUAAGGCUCUGUUACCUAAGGGUCGUUAUCGUACUGAAUCGCGCGGCGUUGUGUGGGUGAAGACGUUCCUGAACAACAGACGAAAUUUGCCUGCCUCGAAUGCUCAGGUGCACUACAACAUCACGAAUGCCGAAGUCAACGACCGCCCAGGGAUAGACGAGGUGUCUUACAUUGAUUUCGAUCCUACGUCUACAUUCCCCUUGGAGAAACCAAACUUCUGCAACGACUGCGUCUGCGGGCUUGGGCGGAAGACGAGGAUUGUUGGCGGUAACGUGACGAGCGUCUACGAGUAUCCCUGGCUAGUUAGCAUGACUAAGAAAGGUACCUUCUACUGCGCCGGCAGUGUAAUAUCACGGCGACACGUUCUCACGGCAGCCCAUUGUCUGCAAGGAUUCGACAUCAAAACCAUCAGACUCGUCUUGGCGGACAGCGAGCGUUCUCCAACCGGUAGCGGUGCCAUAGUUCGACGUAUUAAGUUGGCGAGGAUCCACGAAGAUUUUCACACGUACAAUUUCAAUAACGACAUCGCGAUCAUAGAGAUGGAUCAACCCGUGAGCGUGGAUGGCGUUGUGCGAACAGCGUGUCUGCCCGAAGACAAAGCCAUUGAUUAUACCGGAUCAAUCGCAAUCGCGGUCGGAUGGGGUCGUACAGGAGAGACGAAGCCGUUAAGUGAUGAAUUACGUAAAGUCAAUUUACCGAUUCUGUCGCAAGAGGAAUGCGAUCAAGCUGGAUACGCGGAGAAUCGCAUUAUGCAUGACAAGAUGCUUUGCGCUGGCUAUCUCAAUGGCGAACGCGACGCCUGUUUUGGUGACAGCGGUGGUCCACUUCACGUUCGAAGGAGUUACGGGCAUCUUGAAGUAGUAGGUAUUAUUUCUUGGGGACGUGGUUGUGCCAGACCAAAUUUCCCUGGCAUAUAUACCAAAUUGACAAAUUACAUCGACUGGAUUAAGGAACACAUGGACGGCGAAUGCGUCUGCCCCCCGCCACAUUCACAAUAGAGUCAGUAAUGUUUUAUCACUAAUUACUAAUCAUUAUCUUCACAAAA
This is a messenger RNA of Ooceraea biroi (clonal raider ant), 3083 nucleotides long. Its product is annotated as soluble guanylate cyclase 89Db. Gene Ontology annotation, biological process: cGMP biosynthetic process; response to oxygen levels; proteolysis. Gene Ontology annotation, molecular function: guanylate cyclase activity; serine-type endopeptidase activity; heme binding. The record is from RefSeq and is a predicted model, not a curated record. Gene Ontology annotation, cellular component: guanylate cyclase complex, soluble. NCBI's taxonomy places the organism in Eukaryota, Metazoa, Arthropoda, Insecta, Hymenoptera, Formicidae.